AUGAUUGUUGCAGGGCUCAUAGCAGCUGGGAAAGAGGGCAUUGAGAUGGUAUGCACAGAUGGUAAAGUUCGGAGAGUUCACCCUCUCCUGGCUGUGUACGUCGCCGACUAUCCAGAGCAGUGCCUGGUUGCAUGCUGUAAAGAAAAUAGGUGCCCACACUGUCUCGUUGAUUCAGAUGAGCACGGCAGUCCGGUCGAAUCACUUUUUCGAGAGGUCAGGGCCACGUUGGAGAUACUAGAUGAACACAAGAGAGGUAAGGAUACAAAGGAGUUUGACGACGAGGGAUUGCGCACUGUGUACUCACCAUUCUGGGCUGAUCUCCCCCACUGCGACAUAUUCUCCUGCUUCACACCUGACCUCCUCCACCAACUUCACAAGGGUGUAUUCAAGGACUACCUUGUCGAGUGGUGCACAACCCUUAUCGGCGCGGAAGAGCUUGAUGCAUGCUUCAAAGCCAUGUCUGGAAGCCCUGGCCUUUGUCACUUCAAGAAAGGGAUUUCGGGUGUGUCACAGUGGACCGGCACUGAGCAUAAAGAAAUGCAGAAGGUGUUUCUCAGUGUUCUGGCUGGUGCGGUCAGCUGGGAGGUCUUCAGUGUUGCAUGCACUCUCAUUGAUUUCAUCUACUACUCUCAAUUUCAAUCCCACACCACCACCUCUCUCAACACACUUGAAAACUGUCUGAAAACAUUUCAUCAGCACAAAGCAAUCUUCAUCCGCCUUGGUUUUCGAGAACACUUCAACAUACCCAAACUCCAUGCCAUCCUUCACUACAUCAACGCCAUCUGUGCCCUCAGUUCCACAGACAGCUACAAUUCUGAAUCCCCCGAGCACCUGCACAUCGAGUUUGCAAAGGAGGCAUAUCGCACUAGCAACAAACGAGACCUGACGGAGCAAAUGGUGCUGUGGCUGCAAAGGCAAGAGGUGAUGUGGAUGCGGGAGGGCUAUGUGAUGUGGCUUGAGAGUGGACUUGAAGCCAUGCUGUGUGAGAGUGGGGUAGAUGAUGGGGUGGAUGGAGAGGACAAUGAUAACACUGGUGUGGACGUUCCCACAUCCACCCUGGAUGCGCCCACAACGUCGUACACAAUUGCCAAGAAGGCACCCUUCAAGAAUGUGCCUAUCUCACGGUUAGCUUCCGACUUCAGCGCUGUUGACUUCAUACCCGCACUCACCACCUUCCUUCGUGAACACCUUCCUCGCUGCAACAUCACCCCGAAUGUUCAUGACACAUAUGACCUCUUCAAGCAGCUGUAG
Molecule: messenger RNA, 1251 nt
Organism: Laccaria bicolor S238N-H82
Lineage: Eukaryota; Fungi; Basidiomycota; Agaricomycetes; Agaricales; Hydnangiaceae
Exons: 2
Coding region: 1-1251 (416 amino acids)
Source: RefSeq, a predicted model, not a curated record